This is a messenger RNA of Laccaria bicolor S238N-H82, 579 nucleotides long. RefSeq lists its product as uncharacterized. NCBI's taxonomy places the organism in Eukaryota, Fungi, Basidiomycota, Agaricomycetes, Agaricales, Hydnangiaceae. The transcript has 3 exons. The record is from RefSeq and is a predicted model, not a curated record. The coding region runs from base 1 to 579 and encodes 192 amino acids.
AUGGAAAGUCGCCAACUACCUCUUGCUUCUUCCUCUGCGGCGACACUGGUCCGCCACCCUUUCACUUCAUCCUCCACGACGCUGGGACGUAGUUCCACUGACGAUGUAUCAACCCAGGAGGGGUUGUACGCCGACUUCGAUGACCCGGACCAGUCGUCCGAGUUACCUUCCCGCCCAACUGCUGACGCCUGUGACGCUUCAAGUUCUUUCAAACCGGACAAAGUUGACCGCCUAUCUUUUCCGCUUCGAGUCGUUGGGAGGAGUCUAGCAUUUCGCCGCCUCCAAAAAGCUGGGGAAGAACUUCCCAGAUGUCUGAAGCUACUACAGUCUACCCACGCAGACGCUCAAGUCGACUUGGAAGAGGCUGAGAGAUUGCGCAAAAAACGAGAGAAAGUUGUCCAAUCUACACUUGAGUAUUUUUCAAAAAUGCGGUCGAAAAUUGACAUGGCCAUUGGCGGCGAAAGGUCGUUACCUGACGGGGGAAAAGGGGGAAAAGGAAAGGGACGCUCUCAGGAUGAUUUCAGUCUAUUAUCUCGCUUGAAGACAGAGUCCCACAGUUCAACCCACCCGGGCGUAUGA